UAAAAAAAUAACUUGAUUACUAUUUUAUUCUCAUUUUUAAUCUUUUAAAGGUAAUACCAAGCAAAGUUAUGUUUAUAAAUGUUAUGCGAGACUGUCAACAUGAGAGAAGUUUCGAACUAAUUAAUAAUGGAGAUGCUAUAAUUCGGGGCGAGUUUACAUGGGAUUAUUUGUCAUGUGAGGACAACAAUGAUAGUGUGGCCUUGAGACUGGAGCCACCACUGUUCAGAUUGGAACCUGGAGCUUCUAUAAAUGUAAGCGUAUACAUGACUCCCCUUAUAAAAGGAGAAAUCAACAUUAUGAUAGGACACUCUCAGAAUGGUCUGUCCAGCACACCUCUGAUCUCCGUAACAGUGGACUGUGUGUUCCCUUGUCUCCAAGUGACAGACCUGCGCCACAACAACACCGGACCACUCUUUAGCAAGCUUGACUUCUGGAAAUUACUUGAAAUUAGAACGUUGAAUGAAGUAUUACGUAAUGUGAUAUUGGGGGAAAAUCAGGGUGUAAACAUGAACUUGCCGAGUUAUCUCUGCACGACUAAGCCAAUUACAAUAGAGCUGCUCCUGGAGAACAAGUCAAGCGUAGGAGUCAAGUUUUCACUGACUCAGAAGGCAGCAUGUGACUGUAAGCCUGUGUUAACUUCCGUGAGCUUCAGUCGGUCCAAACUUCUAGACCUCUGUCCACACAAGGAUCAAGUGCAGAUUACACCAACAUCUGCCGACAUUAAGUCAGAUGAUAUCUUGAUAUUGAAUAUUAAAGUAUCAUAUACUACUGUUGGGAGUGUUGAAGGAUUGUUCAUCAUUUCGAUUGUACCUGAAGAUUUUGAGGAAAUUAACUGUUCGCUGACGCUACAUAUCACCCGCACUAGCAUAUCUGAAAAUAUGUCCUUUAUUGACACUACAGAACGUAAAGAAAACAACACAUUUGUAUUUAAUAUGAGGCCAGUAUUUAUAGGAGACUAUUAUCCUUUUGUCCAGGCUUUUGUCUUGUACAAUAACAGUAAAUUCUCAGCCAACUACGAUGUUGAUGAUAGAACAUUGCAGGGCACUCCAUUUAAAUACAUAAGACAGAGAAAUCAAAUUUCCGCUACAUCGCAGCAUGCUCUUAUAUUCACAUUUCUCCCACACUCAUGCAAAACCUAUGAGGCCGAAGUAAUUUUGAAUAUAAACACCACUCUUGAAAAACUUAUACUUAGAGGAACUGGUAUUAAUUAUGUGAAUGAAGACAGUGAAGUUGAUGAAUUGAUGUUCCCAAGGCAUGCAAAACUAAUGUCACUGAAUCCUUCACCCCUUUAUCUUUCUGUGUCUCACUUGGAUGUUGGGCCAAUGAAACAGUGUAGUACACAAAGACAUGUCCUCUUUAUAAACAACAAAACCGAUGAUAUAAUAAGUUUUAAGUGGCACACGAAUUGGUGUCCUGACGUAUUAGUAUUGAGGGUGCACCCUGCCACAGGAGCUAUACAUCCACGAGGAAUGGUGGAGUGUCGGGUAGUCAGCUACUGCAGGGGUUGGCCCUGUCACAUAACUCUCUGUGUCACAUGUGUGUUUGCUAGUUUUACGAAAUACUCAUCAACGGUGCAAACUAUUCAAAAGUAUAGGGAUGACACGUUGAAGAGUUUAGAUUACUUUGUUAUUACUGAGCGUGGUUCUGAGGUGUUUGAAUUGACAGCUCCUGCAGAAGAGUGGCCUCGGAAAAAUUACUUAACUCUAAGUGCGACAAUCAACGUUAAAGAUGAUUCACUAGAGGGCAUGAAUUUUCUCCCUCUUUCACCAUCUUCAAUCCAGCUUCAAUCCUUAAAAGAACCUAGGGAAUUUCUAGGAAAAGAUUCAUUUUUGAGAACUUUUAUUCUAGAGAGGAUUUUGUGGGACGUGCUAAAUGAAAAAUGCAACAGUCCUUCUGCAGGGAGCAGUGUAGCUUCUGAACGGUACAUCCAAUUUAAACGGAUAUCACUUCAGGAAAAUGUACCUGUCCCACAUAAUGUGAUGCAGACAAUGUUGGAAGACAUUCUGUAUUCAAUUUGGGAGGAUGUAUUAGAGUUAACUUCCCGGAACAUGACAGAGCAACUGCGAAGAACGCUAAUCCUUCAGUUGAAGUUACAAACUUCGUUAAGCUCAAAAGCAUAUUCUCACAACAGCCCUGAUAAAACUCCAACUUACCAAUCCAUAACAGAAACUCGUUCUUCUAGAGGACUAGACAAAUCCCGGAUCUCUGAUACACAGUAAACUUUUGUAACAUCAGGUAAAUCACACUCAAAAUCAGCAAUUCGUUCAAAGAGAGAUGAAUCAGAUGGAGGCAUGGCAUCUGAAACAGAAAACAUCUGUAUCAAGACAGGAUUAUUUAAAAUACAACAUUUAAUUUAGUUGUUAUUCAACUAAAAUAUCAAAUUUUGUUAAAAACAUAGAUUAAAUUAUUUUUAAUAUAAAAAAAU
This is a messenger RNA of Homalodisca vitripennis (glassy-winged sharpshooter), 2425 nucleotides long. RefSeq lists its product as uncharacterized. Lineage: Eukaryota; Metazoa; Arthropoda; Insecta; Hemiptera; Cicadellidae. The coding region runs from base 69 to 2219 and encodes 716 amino acids. The record is from RefSeq and is a predicted model, not a curated record. The transcript is spliced from 11 exons.